GCGAACAUGCAGCCGGCGUCGGGCGGCCGGGGGUGAGAGGGACCGGAGCCGCUGCGGGCUCGGACGGGGCGGCCGCGGCUUCGGGGACGGGGAGGGAAGAGCCUGGCGAGUUGUGAGAGGAUUCCGGCGGCCGGGCCCGGGUCUGACGGAGUGUGCUGUGCCGUCUCCGUGCAGGUGCGAGCGCCCGCGUCCCCGGGGCAGUGCGGAUGCUCCCCUCUUAAGGCGCGGCGUGCGCGGCUCGCCACCCGCCUAAAUCAUGGUGAUCAUGUCAGAGUAUACCGCCGUGCCCGCUGCCGGACAAGGCCAGCAGCGGCCUCUGCGAGUCGGCUUCUACGAUAUCGAGAGGACCUUAGGAAAAGGCAACUUCGCGGUGGUCAAACUGGCCAGGCACAGGGUGACCAAAACGCAGGUUGCAAUAAAAAUAAUAGACAAAACAAGGUUAGACCCAAGCAAUCUGGAGAAAAUUUAUAGAGAAGUUCAGAUAAUGAAGCUCUUGAAUCAUCCCCAUAUUAUCAAGCUAUAUCAGGUUAUGGAGACAAAGGAUAUGCUUUACAUUGUUACUGAGUUUGCAAAGAAUGGAGAAAUGUUUGAUCAUCUGACCUCCAAUGGGCACUUAAGUGAAAGUGAAGCACGGAAGAAAUUCUGGCAGAUUCUUUCAGCGGUGGAAUAUUGUCACAGCCACCACAUAGUGCACAGGGAUCUCAAGACAGAGAACCUUCUUCUGGAUGCUAACAUGAAUAUCAAGUUAGCAGAUUUUGGCUUUGGAAACUUCUACAAGUCGGGAGAGCCUCUCUCUACUUGGUGUGGAAGCCCACCCUACGCAGCUCCAGAAGUUUUUGAAGGCAAAGAAUAUGAAGGACCUCACCUUGACAUAUGGAGCCUUGGGGUGGUGCUGUAUGUACUUGUCUGUGGUUCUCUGCCUUUUGAUGGACCCAAUUUGCCAACUCUGAGGCAGAGAGUGCUGGAGGGGCGGUUCCGCAUCCCUUACUUCAUGUCCGAAGACUGUGAAACACUAAUCCGACGGAUGUUGGUUGUGGACCCAACCAAGCGAAUAACCAUUUCCCAAAUAAAGCAGCACAAGUGGAUGCAAGCUGACCCAUCUCUUCAACAUCAGCAGUCUUUGUCCUUCUCCAUGCAAAACUACAACUCCAACCUGGGUGACUACAAUGAGCAGGUCCUUGGGAUCAUGCAAACACUUGGCAUCGACAGGCAGAGAACUAUUGAGUCUCUGCAAAACAGCAGCUACAACCAUUUUGCUGCGAUUUAUUACCUGCUCUUGGAGCGCCUCAAGGAGUAUCGAAGCAGCCAGCUCUCGAGUCGGCCAGCAACUGGCCGUCAGCAAAGGCCAAGGAGCUCUGAGAUCAGUAAUGUUGAGAUGCCUCAGGACAGUCUCACUAGUGAAACCCUGCGAUCAUCUCUGCUUUACCAGCAACCUCAGAGCCUGAUUCAGCCAUCCUUGCAGGCAGAAAUGGACUGUGACAUCAACAGUCCAAUACAGCCUGUGUUCUUUCCUGUGGAUCCCAACUUCAACGGGCUCUUCCGGAACCGCUCCAUCUCCCCCAACAGCCUUCUGGAGACCACCAUUAGUGAAGAAGUAAGGCAGGACAAGGAGCUGGAAGAUGAAAUUAAGGCAUAUGACCACCCCAUUCGCAUCCCUAGCAACACUAGCAGGAGGCACACACUGGCUGAAGUGACCACUCAUUUCUAUCAGCAUGCUCCUCCAUGUAUAGUCAUUUCCUCUUCUGCAAGCCCCACAGAGGGAACUAGUUCAGACAGCUGCCUUACUUCAUCUUCAAAUGACAGCUCAGUGGCCCUGAGCAGCUGUUUGGCAGGUCAAGUAAUGACGGGGAGUCCAGCCACAGCUAGGAUGACGUCAUCCUUCCUAGCUUCCCAGUCUGACGCUCCAGUGUUACAAGCUCAAGGCUGCAUGGGAGGGGCUUCUCUCCUGCCUGUCAGCUUCCAAGAAGGAAGACGAGCAUCUGAUACCUCAUUAACUCAAGGCUUGAAGGCUUUUAGGCAGCAGCUGCGGAAGAAUGCACGAGCCAAGGGGUUUCUCGGCUUGAAUAAAAUCAAAGGCUUUGCUCGGCAGGUGUGUCAGUCCUCCUCAUCUCGGGCAGCAAGGAGUGCCAUGAGCCCUUUCCAGCACACACAGCCCAACACCUGCAUGUACAGCACCAGUGGGAGCAGCAGAGAAGGAAGAAGCCUCUUGGAGGAGGUGCUACAGCAGCAGAGAAUGCUUCAGCUCCAGCAUCACCAGCUGCUCCAGACAGUUUGUCCCCAGGCUUCUCAGACAUCUGCAACAAAUGGCAUCCCCUCUUCAGAUAGCAUGGGUACCUGCAAAGCAGCCAAUUCUCUUCUGUUGUCAGAGCUACAAAGAGAGAACUCAUUUGAGCUGGCCUUUGCUGGCAACAGCCAACUGCUCCAACCUCACUUCUUUGGUGUCAGCGUGUCGCCAGUGUCCUCAGCAGCUCACCUUUUAGACACACACCUGUACAUCAGCAGCAAUGUUUCUCCAGUUGGCACCACCUUCUCUCAGCAACAGAGUUUCUCUGUGCAGUCUCCAAGCUGUGAGACUGUCACUCUGCAGCAUGGGGACUGUGAGAUGGAGGACCUGACUUCCAACCAGCUAGGGAAGUUUGUCCUGGUCAAAUGAGAACCCCAGUUGCUGCAGCACACCCUGCUCUCGUUGUGAAGAACUUUUACCACUGUUCCAUGGCCUGUGUGGGUCCAUGGCUGGCUGGUGUCAUGUGGAGGAGUGACUCUCAGAAGCAAUAAAUUUUGAAGUAUGUGAAGAGGCUGUCUGGCUCAGAAAGCUAGCAACUUUACAGAACUGAAACAAGCAAUAUGUAUGUCUUUUUGCUUCUACUAUUCUUGCACUGAACAAAUACGAAUAGAAACUGAAUUUUUUAAAGGAAAAAUAAUGAUGGGGUAGGUGGGUGGGGCAUUUGUGGGGACAGGGAGGGAUGUGGUUGGGGAAGAACUCUUUGGUACUGUACUCAAGUCAGACCAAUACAGCUCUGCUGUUAUGCAAGAUUAGCAGCUGUCAGUAGUGGUGACACAGCAGGGAGAGGCUUUCAAAGAAGGGACCAGAGCCUCCCUUUUUCACAAUAUUCAUUUAUGGGUUUGUGAAGAUGAUUACCUCUUUUAAAGAAAAUAAACAGAAAAACCAGUGGCAUGCAGCAUCAUGCAUUCAUAGAAGACAAAAAUGGAAGCAUUGCCAUUUGCCAUUUGUUGGGGUUUUUCCCUCCUGUUAAACGCUCAUUUUAUUUAAAGGAACCAACAUCCCCAUUCCACACCUCCGAGAUAACUUACACUUUAGAUAAAAACUGUGAAUUCCUUGCUUGAUACAUCAGCUGGAAAAGCAUAAAAAGCCCUUCUAAUUAGUACAGAAGCAAGUCAUCUGUUGAAAAUGUAUCCCUUGAUGUCACAGUCCAAACUGCAUAACGCCUGGUCUCUUGCAGGGAUGUCUGUUUGGGGGUGUUGUGCGUGCGUGCGUGUG
Messenger RNA from Dryobates pubescens (Downy woodpecker), 3499 nucleotides. RefSeq names its product salt inducible kinase 1 (gene SIK1). The transcript is spliced from 13 exons. Gene Ontology annotation, biological process: protein phosphorylation; intracellular signal transduction; microtubule cytoskeleton organization. The record is from RefSeq and is a predicted model, not a curated record. Gene Ontology annotation, cellular component: cytoplasm. NCBI's taxonomy places the organism in Eukaryota, Metazoa, Chordata, Aves, Piciformes, Picidae. Gene Ontology annotation, molecular function: protein serine/threonine kinase activity; tau-protein kinase activity; ATP binding. Bases 257 to 2653 code for a protein of 798 amino acids.